AUGCUGCGCCUCGCGGCCAAGCUAGUGGCCUUCUUCUGGAGGAAGGCGGAUGGGCCGGAGGAGGAGGUCCGGUCGCCGGGGCUCGAGCCCCGGGAAGGUGACACCAAGGUGAAAACCGUGCGCGGCGUGGUGACGAGGUACUGCAGCGACUACGGCAUGAUCGACGACCUGAUAUACUUCUCCAACGAGGCUGUGGCCGGCAAGGCGCUGCUGAACGUGGGGCAGGAAGUCAUUGCCGUUGUGGAGGAAAACCGAGUGUCCGAUGGCCUGAAAGCAGUCAGGGUGGAAGCUGUCUCCAAUAAGUGGGAAGAGGACAGCAAAGCCCGGGGAGGGGGGCUGUCAGACUCCAGCCCCCGCGUGCUGAUCGGCUGCGUGACCUCGCUGACCAAGGGCGCGGGCUACAUCAACCAGACCACGCACUUCUCUCUGCAGAGUGUUUGCGAAGGUUUCGAGCCGUGCAAGGGAGACUGGGUGGAGGCCACCUACUGGAUCCGGCCGGGCACGUGGAGCAGCGAGGCCGUGCUGGUGAAGCCGCUGCGGUACAAGCGUGUGGACAGGGUCUGCAUUUCCAGCCUCUGGGGGAGGAACGGGGUGAUCGACGACAGCAUCUUCUUCACCCUGGACUCCGUGCGGCUCCCGGAGGGGUACGUGCCGCGCAGGCACGACCUGGUCAGCGCCGUGGUGGUGGAGAGCAGCCAGUCCUGCUACCUGUGGCGGGCCCUGUGCGUGACCCCGGUGGCCAGGCGUGCCACCGCCGCUGAGGCCGAGGCCCCAGAAGAGGUCUGCGAGGCCCAGUUACUGAAAGACAAAGGCAACAUCGAAGUGACGAGAGCGACCGACUUCGGCACGGUGAAGGAAGGUGGCAGCAAGAGCAUGGUGCUCUGCAUAGAGAACAAGGGGGACGCUCCCCAGCACCUGGUCAGCUGCAGGCUGGCCGGCUGGGACAGGGCCCGGCAGUUCCGGCUCCACACGCUGUGCAGGACCCAGCGCCGCCCGCCCGCGCCUGCGGGAGCCGACCCCGGGAAGGCGGAGGGCGGCGUCCACCCGGCAGACGGCGGCCAGGACACCCAGGCCCACCGGGCGCCAGAGAGCGGCGUGAGCCACGGCGGCGCCGUGCCCCCAGGGGGCUGUGCCUGCGAAGCCGAGAGCGGGGAGAGAGAGCAGAGCGUCCCCCCGGAGCCGGCGGCCGAGCCAGCGCCCAGCGGGCUCAUCCCCCCCGGGGGGAGGGCCCUGGUUGUGGUCGUCUGCGAGGCCAAGACCGCCGGCCGCUGCAGGGAGCUGCUCCUGCUCUGCUUCUCCGGCUUCCUGAUCGGGCGCGUCCUGGAGGUGAGCGUGGUGAGUGCAGAGGAGGCCCUGAUCGCCACACGCGAGCCGUUCCUGUGGAAGAAGUCCAAAGGUCCCCAGGCGCCGGUGCCCACGCCCAUGAAGUCCACCGUGGUCGUGACCACACAGAAAAGGAACCUGAGACGCCAGCUUCCGAGUUUCCUCCCCCAGUACCCCAUCCCCGACCGGCUGAAGAAGUGCGUGGAGCAGAAAAUCGACAUCCUGACUUUCCAGCCGCUGCUCGCGGAGCGCUUGAACAUGACGAACUACAAGGAGAAGUUCUCGGCUCUGCUGUGGCUCGAGGAGAUUCACGCGGAGAUGGAGCUGAGAGAGUACAACAUGAGCGGGGUCACCCUGAAGAGGAGCGGGGACCUGCUGGUGCUGGAGGUGCCGGGCCUGGCCGAGAGCCGGCCCUCUCUGUACGCAGGCGACAAGCUGGUCUUGAAAACGCAGGAGUACCACGGCCACGUCGUGGAGUAUGUGGGCUACGUGGUGAAGAUUCACGAAGAGGACGUGACCCUCAAGCUGAACCCGGAGUUCGAGCAAGCGUACAACUUCGAGCCCAUGGACGUGGAGUUCACGUACAACAGGACCACGAGCCGCCGGUGCCACUUCGCGCUCGAGCAGGUCGUCCACCUGGGGGUGAAAGGACUCAGCAGUGCCGGCUCCUCACCCAGCUGGCGGGUCCUCAGCCUCCCGCACACAGGGCCGCGGGAGCAGCCGCCGCCCGGCCUGGCAGGGCCGCCAUGCAGGAGCUGGCGGCGGACUCAGAAAAACCUCAGCCAGGCGGCUGGGGGCAGGGCUGACCGCCCGGCGGGGCAGAGCUGCUCGACGGGGACUGACUUCGGGGGAAACCGAGACUCGGCGCUGCCUGUGGGCUCGGCUGGGGCUGCCACAGCGACAGACACUUCCAGUCUGAGCGAGAGUCUGCUGGAGAGAGCCCAGCAGAACAGGAAAGCCAUGACGGACCAGCCAAAGCCCACCGCCAAGCCAGGGCCAGCGGGUGCCCAGGCCACGCUGGGGCCGGCGGCCUUCGCCGCGGGGAUGAGCCGCCUGGGCGGCGAGGCGCGGGCCCCGGAGGCCAGGGAGGAGGAGUUCUUCAACCCGCUGCUCAACGAGAACCAGAGGCUGGCCGUGCGGAGGAUCCUGAGCGGGGACUGCCGCCCCCUGCCCUACAUCCUCUUCGGGCCUCCGGGCACCGGGAAGACGGUGACCAUCAUCGAGGCCGUGCUGCAGGUGUACCACGCCCUGCCGGACAGCCGGAUCCUGGUGUGUGCGCCCUCCAACAGCGCCGCCGACCUCGUGUGUCUGCGGCUGCACGAGAGCCAGCUGCUGCAGCCGGGCACCAUGGUCCGUGUGAACGCCACCUGCCGGCUGGAGGAGACGGUGAUCGAGGCCAUCAAGGCGUACUGCAAGGACGGGGAGGACAUCUGGAAGGCCUCCCGCUUCCGGGUCAUCAUCAGCACCUGCAGCAGCGCCGGGCUCUUCUACCAGAUCGGGGUUCGAGUCGGACACUUCACGCACGUGUUCGUGGACGAGGCCGGACAGGCCAGCGAGCCCGAGUGCCUCAUCCCCCUGGGGCUGGUGUCGGACGUCGGUGGCCAGAUCGUCCUCGCUGGGGACCCCAUGCAGCUCGGGCCCGUCAUCAAGUCCCGGCUGGCCAUGGCCUACGGGCUGAACGUGUCCCUGCUGGAGAGACUGAUGUCCCGGCCGGUGUACCUGAGGGACGAAGACGCCUUCGGUGCCUGCGGCGCCUACAACCCCUUGCUGGUGACGAAGCUGGUGAAGAACUACCGGUCACACGCCGCCCUGCUGGCCCUGCCCUCCCGGCUGUUCUACCACAAGGAGCUGGAGGUCUGCGCGGACCCCGAGGUGGCGGCCUCCCUGCGGGGCUGGGAGAAGCUGCCCAGGAAGGGCUUCCCCCUGGUCUUCCACGGCGUCAGGGGCAGCGAGGCGCGAGAGGGGCGGAGCCCGUCCUGGUUCAACCCGGCCGAGGCCGUCCAGGUGCUGCGCUACUGCUGCCUCCUCGCCAGGAGCCUCUCCGGCCGGGUGUCCGCACAGGACAUCGGCGUGAUCACGCCCUACCGCAAGCAGGUGGAGAAGAUCAAGAUCCUUCUGAGAAACGUGGACCUGACGGACAUCAAGGUCGGGUCGGUGGAGGAGUUCCAGGGACAGGAGCACUUGGUCAUCAUCAUCUCCACCGUACGAUCGAAUGAAGAUGAAUUUGAAGACGACAGAUAUUUUCUGGGUUUCCUGUCCAACUCCAAGAGAUUCAAUGUUGCCGUCACCCGACCCAAAGCCCUGCUGAUCGUGCUGGGAAACCCUUACGUUCUAGUCAGAGACCCCUGCUUCGGCGCGCUGCUGGAGUACAGCAUCACGAACGGCGUGUACACGGGCUGCGACCUGCCGCCCGAGCUGCGGUCCCUGCAGAAGUGA
This is a messenger RNA of Phyllostomus hastatus (greater spear-nosed bat), 3759 nucleotides long. It is a transcript of the gene MOV10L1, whose product is annotated as Mov10 like RISC complex RNA helicase 1. The coding region runs from base 1 to 3759 and encodes 1252 amino acids. The transcript is spliced from 27 exons. Gene Ontology annotation, molecular function: helicase activity. The record is from RefSeq and is a predicted model, not a curated record. Lineage: Eukaryota; Metazoa; Chordata; Mammalia; Chiroptera; Phyllostomidae.